Molecule: messenger RNA, 2015 nt
Organism: Arabidopsis thaliana (thale cress)
Lineage: Eukaryota; Viridiplantae; Streptophyta; Magnoliopsida; Brassicales; Brassicaceae
Gene: TUB5
Product: tubulin beta-5 chain
Exons: 3
Coding region: 352-1701 (449 amino acids)
Biological process (GO): microtubule-based process
Cellular component (GO): microtubule; cytoskeleton
Molecular function (GO): GTP binding; GTPase activity; structural constituent of cytoskeleton
Source: RefSeq, marked reviewed
UUGUUUUUGUAUAGACAUAUUCAUGUGUAUACAACAUGUCAACAACAUACAUUGGCAAUAUAUGCACAUGCAUGCUCCAAGUUGCUAAUUAAACACUGAAUCUGAAAUCUGAAAUUAUGCCAAUCUAAAAACCUUUCGGCGGUAAAUUUUGAGUGAAUAAGACAAUGUAAAAUGACUAAGAUAAAAAAGUGUUAGGUGGGGUGAAAAAAAACAGAGAAUAAAAACCUCGCAAGCGAGGGAAGUGAUGAAUAACAGAGACAAUUGGUUAUAUUAGCUGUCACUCCCAUCUUUCAUAUUCCUUCACCAUCUCUCUCUCUCUCGAUCUUGUGAACCACUACACACACUAACACAAUGAGAGAGAUCCUUCACAUUCAAGGUGGUCAAUGCGGUAACCAGAUUGGUUCCAAGUUCUGGGAAGUCAUCUGCGACGAGCACGGCAUCGAUUCCACCGGACGUUACAGUGGAGACACUGCAGAUCUCCAGCUUGAACGUAUCAAUGUCUAUUACAAUGAAGCUUCAGGUGGAAGAUACGUUCCUCGUGCUGUUCUUAUGGAUCUUGAGCCUGGUACUAUGGAUAGUAUCAGAUCCGGACCGUUUGGUCAGAUCUUCCGUCCUGAUAACUUUGUCUUUGGUCAGUCUGGUGCUGGUAAUAAUUGGGCUAAAGGUCAUUACACUGAAGGUGCUGAACUUAUUGAUGCUGUUCUUGAUGUUGUUCGUAAAGAAGCUGAGAACUGCGAUUGCCUUCAAGGGUUUCAGGUGUGCCAUUCGUUGGGAGGAGGCACAGGUUCAGGAAUGGGAACACUAUUGAUAUCGAAGAUCCGAGAGGAGUAUCCAGACAGAAUGAUGCUCACUUUCUCUGUUUUCCCAUCUCCUAAAGUCUCUGACACAGUCGUUGAGCCUUACAAUGCAACUCUCUCUGUCCAUCAGCUUGUAGAGAACGCUGAUGAAUGCAUGGUCCUCGACAAUGAAGCUCUCUACGAUAUCUGCUUCCGUACCCUCAAACUCAGCACUCCUAGCUUUGGAGACUUGAACCAUUUGAUCUCCGCAACAAUGAGCGGUGUGACUUGCUCCUUAAGGUUCCCCGGACAACUAAACUCUGACCUCAGGAAACUCGCGGUGAACCUAAUCCCAUUCCCUCGUCUCCAUUUCUUCAUGGUGGGUUUUGCGCCCCUCACUUCCCGUGGCUCGCAACAAUACAUCUCACUCACCGUUCCUGAGCUGACUCAACAAAUGUGGGACUCCAAAAACAUGAUGUGUGCAGCUGAUCCACGUCACGGACGUUACCUCACAGCCUCUGCUAUUUUCAGAGGACAGAUGAGCACAAAAGAAGUCGACGAGCAAAUCCUAAACAUACAGAACAAGAACUCGUCUUACUUCGUUGAGUGGAUCCCAAACAACGUGAAAUCCAGCGUUUGUGAUAUCCCACCAAAGGGGCUCAAAAUGGCGGCGACGUUUGUGGGUAACUCGACGUCGAUUCAAGAAAUGUUCAGGAGAGUGAGUGAGCAGUUCACGGCUAUGUUUAGGCGUAAAGCGUUUCUGCAUUGGUACACAGGAGAAGGAAUGGACGAAAUGGAGUUUACGGAAGCUGAGAGCAAUAUGAAUGAUUUGGUCGCUGAAUACCAACAGUACCAAGAUGCUACUGCUGAUGAGGAAGGUGAGUAUGAUGUUGAAGAAGAAGAGGAGGGAGAUUAUGAGACUUGAUCCACCAAAUCAAACAUUUUACUUAAAAGACAAGGAAACGACUCUUGGAAAUCUCUCUAUUUAAAUUUGAUUGAAAAACAUUGAAAAAAUGGGAAAUUUGUUUAAAUGUGUUUUUUGUUUGAGUAAUUUGUUCAAAGAAAGUUUGAAGUUUCCAUUUAUUUUGGGUGUCUUGUAUUUUCCAUUUGAGAUAAUACGUCCUUGCUUCUCAAGCUACUGUGUAGUAUAUAAAUUUUACACUUCUCUCAAUUGUCCCACAUCGAGUAAAUUAGUAUAAAGGAAGCUAAACUUUUGCCUCUAUAAAUAAAGAUACUUCA